CUGGGACGCUUGGUUAACUAUUUCAUUACAAAAACGAAUGUGUUCUCUGUCGCUGUAAAAAAUAACUUGCAAAAAGGGAAUAUAUAUAAGUGAUAAAAUAGAUAGAGGAUUAUAUGAAAACGAGGGAAUUAAUUAAAUGGAUUAUCUGAUUUGACAAUUUAAACCGGCGUUUUGUUUACCGAAAUUAAACUACCUGAUAAAGUGUAAAAAUUGGAUUUACAAGGUUUUUGAUAAGCAAAUGCAAUUUACAAGGCAGGUUUAAAAUAAAAUACUGAAAUCUACCUAGCGUAAAAAUACCUUUCGUGUGAAAACCUUACACCCGAUAUUUCUGCAAAGAUUCGAAUUGGAUUUUCCUUAUUUUCCGUGCGGAGUCGUAUAUUUGUGGUUUUCUGUCGCUGAAACGCUAAUAUUUAAGGAGCGAAAGGAACACAUUCCUGCGGAUACUGUGAUGAAAGCACCUAAGAUGCAAGAUAUUUCAAAAGUCUGCUAUAUUUUGAUAUAUCAGUAGAAAUUUAUAGGCAGUCAUGGUGUUGUCUGAUCAGAGAUGGUAUAACACGUGUUGUCUUUCAGUGAAAUUUGAUAUUGUCUUUGUAAGUAGAUAUUUAGCAGGAAAAAAAUAAUUUUCGUUUCAAACAUUGUCUAGGGUUAAAGUUUAUCAAUUGAAAACAAUAUGUAAUUUUCGAAAUUUUGACAGAUUGACUGCUCAAAAGAAAAGAAAGCUUGCAUGCGUUUUCGUCCAAAGAAUUUUCAUAAAUAUAUCAGAAAAUCAUAUUUGAGAAAAUUAUUUAUGCGUAUAUUGACUGAUGUAAAUUUCAGUAUAAUUUAAAGCUGUGCAGUUUUGGGGAGUUGUAUGUUUAUUUUAAGUGCAUCUUUGAUAUGUGAUCGCAAAAGAGCAGACUUGACAUAUUUAGAUAAGACUUUAAAAGGAGAAACUUAACAAAAUUAUCGUUUUAUAUUAACUGAAGUGAUUUUUAUUGGAUUUUAAGCGUGGGCUACCUCUCGACCUCACCUUGUUGUGAACAGGGAGAGCGAGAGACCGUUGAUUCUCUAUACGGGCGGGAAUUACAAGUGUGCAGUAUAUUGGACAUUUUUUAUAAUGGCCAAUAGCACACAUCCCUUAGCUCUCGAUGCAGUAUGAAGAAGAGUGAGCCUAGAAGACUUACCAUAUGCAGGUUGUUGACGCUGCUGCUAAUUGUGCUGGUAGGAGUGGGAAGCGCUGCUAAUCAGGUCAAUGGUGCAAGCCUUGGAGUUAAUCCUCUAAAAGACGUUAAGGUGAACUUAUUUGAUCAGUUCUUCAAUCAAAACGUUGGUGAAACUAUUGAAGGGACUGGAACUCAUUUUAGAAAACAUUUGUUAUACAACUUAUGUAGUGAAAGAAUAGUUAAGAUAGUUAAAAAGGGACGCAAAGGAAUUAACGCUAGAGGGAAGUGGAAGGGCAAAAACAUGGAUUUCAGUAAACUUAUAUUUGAAUCCACACCCAGUGGGACCAUAAAAAUUUACGGGGAACAUACGGCAUUACAUUUGUGCUUCAACAGACGAGGGAAACUAAGAGCAAAGACGAACGGCAAGUCAAAGCUAUGUCAGUUCAAAGAGGAGUAUUCCGACGACAAGUUUUACACACAUUACAAAACAGCGGAUACAACCAAAGACUGGUAUUUAGGCUUUAAGAAAAAUGGCAAACCGCUAAAGGGUACAGAUAUAAACAGAUUUAAUGUAAGAAAUGAAGACUGUUUCAAAUUUCAAAAGUUGCAUCAAAAUCGGACUUCUGAAACACAAGUUUGCCCUCCGGGCCAGGGAAAUGGACCUAAGGGUGUCAAUUUCUGUGAUAACAAUUUUUUGAACUUGGUUAAACCAAAAAGGAACAGAGUUCGUCAUGACAAUAAACACCACAAACGCCGGGGGAAAGGAUGAACGUCUAGUGCAUUAUUUAGUGGAAAUUUAUUGAAUUAUUGGUGAUAUAAGCACCAAAUGCCCAAGUAUUUGUGAACGAGUUGAUGACGUCAACGAGCUCGUGGCGUUUAUUCGAAGUCACGUGAUCAAAUUUUAUCACCGCAGUGUUCAACAAAGACAAUACGUCAGUUCUUGGUCAGUAAUAUGUAACUAGUGACUAUUAAAACAGUGUGAUACAUGUUUGGAAUCGGGUUCACGUGAAAAUACACACUCAUUUACGAGAUACAGUAUUUCGAUUAAACGGAAUUCCUUAAUACCAUGGAUAAACCAGGGACCUGGUCAGAGGUCAGUGUAAAAAAAGAUUGUGCUGAAGUGGUGCUGAACAUGUUGUGUUACUAGGAGCAUUUCGAAGAGUUGAUAGUCGAUAUUAUGUGUAAUAUUUGUGUAUAAUUUAAUAUGAAUGUAUUAUAAAACAUCCACCAUUUAUAUUGUAUACUAUGAGACAUAUAUGUACAUGUCUACAAAUAAUGAAUUGUUACUAGGCCAGUAGCUUUUUCCAGACAGUCAUACUUUUGUUAAGUUUUGUUUGAACGAAACAGUUAAACAGCUAACAUGAUGGUCAUAUGAGCCGUGCCAUGAGAAAACCAACGUAGUGGGUUUGCGACCAGCAUGGAUCCAGACCAGCCUGCGCAUCCGCGCAGUCUGGUCAGGAUCCAUGCUGUUCGCUUUCAAAGUCCAUUGGAAUUAGAGAAACUAAUAGCGAACAGCAUGGAUCCUGACCAGACUGCGCGGAUGCGCAGGCUGGUCUGGAUCCAUGCUGGUCGCAAACCCACUUUGUUGGUUUUCUCAUGGCGCGGCUCAUAUUAUAAAAAAAUCGAUAAAUUAUUACGUGACUACUUCUAUAAAUCACCGGUCCAUAGCUUGUGAUAUAUGACCGAUUUAAAGUUCAAAACCGUAUUUUGUCGGGCUAAAGUCAAAACUGAAAAAAAAUAUAACUAAUUGAAAUUCAUUGCUGAUAUCGUAUAAUAAAAGACUUACUGACUGACUGACUUGCCAUUCAAUGGUCAAAAUUAUUGACAGUCAAACAUCCAAUAAGUGUAUACUACCUCUUUUAUUAAAAGACAACUCGUCUAAAAAUAUUUUCUGAACGGAAGUGGGAUUAAAUAUAUGCUAGUAAAUCAAUAACGUGAUUUAAUAGCAACAUUUUGAUUUUUCUCAACGUUUGUUCGGUGUUUUUUUUUGGUGCGUGUUUAAUCUGUAAGAAAAAGGUCAAGUGUUUUCUUUGGUAAAUGUAAUUUCGUUAGAUAUCUUUAAUCUUUAGUUUUUUCUCUUCAAUAUAUUUCCUAGCCCAUAUAUAAAGCAGCCACUUGCUUACAGUAACCAGUGAGCUAACUUUCUAAAUCGACUUUAAACUCGUCUUAAUAAGCUAUCUGCCUUCAGCAGCCAGAUUGUGUCUUGUUAUUGACUGGCUUCUUAUUACAGGGUUGACCAUACUCCAGUUUUUUUUUAAUUUUCAAGAGUAAAUCCAGAGUUUUACUGCUUAAAUGUUUCCUUUUUUUUUGAAGCCUUAAUUAAAUAUUAAUAUUAGAUAUAAAUCAUUGUCUAUAAAAGGAAGCACUAUUAGCCAGCAGUAAAUCUGUUACUAAGUAACGUCAUGAUGACAACUUUCUUAAUACGCAUGUAAUCAUAUCCAAUGUUUGUUAGAGUUGAAACUAAAGUAAAUUUUGAAAGUUAGGGGUAUAUAAGUAUAUUUGUUUGAAAAAAAGUCUUCAUUUUCAACUUUACUUUCUAGGUUAUAUGCGCUGUUUAAAGUUAGCAACACGAAAAACUUCUUUGAUAAAAUUUUGAAAUAUUUUGUUAAAAUAAUUAUCAUUAUUGUUAUAAUUUACCCCUCAUACACGUAUGACUUAAUUCAUUUUUCUCGAACUAUUUUGCGUUAUAGUUUUUCUUUUUAUACGAGUUACAUUAUAAGUCUAGAGAAAAACGGACGUGCCGUUACGUAAAUUACAUACUGGUAUAUACGUAGCACAAGAUUUAAUCGGUCACCUGGAUUUAUUCAUAUGUCGUCAACAUGAGUUUGUAAAUUUCAAAUUUUAAUCUCCAGUGUAAUAACGAAAUUAAUUUUGAUUAAAGUUUACUGAAAAUUCCGCUUAGACUGAUACAGAAAUAAAUAUAAUAUAUAAAUAACAUAAUUUUGACAUGCAUCAUCCGCAAAGAAGUAGUUGUAUUUUACUAGUAUUUUAUUCAUACCAGCUGACACAACAGUUCCUACUGCGCGCUCUUGAACAGAUUUCCUCGCUAUUUUUAUGCUUUUCAGAGCUGACCAUCAUUACUGAUUGGAAUUAAUUGUGUGAAUACACUACUUAAUCCGAGCGACGCGAGCUAAAUCAAACAUACAUUGACGGCAAAAGUCAAUAGAAACUAUGCGUUCUACUAAAGUCCGUUUCAAAAAGUCACAUUUUACAGGGUGACCGAUUAGAACUUUGGCUAGUUGUAUUUCCUAGGCACUACACAGAUUCUCGAAUAGGGUACUUCUAUGGAUCCCAGCUUCCCAACACAUCAAGUGACUUUUAAUCUGUACAAUGGCAUAGCUUUAACAAUUUUAACGUUGCUGCUUAUAUGUUAUAAAACAGUUUCCAUUUGUUUGUUAACAUGAAACAGAACUUGAUCCAUGCCUUUGUUUCCAGAAAUCUACUGCACCGAGUGAAAAUCUAAAAGAAUUGUUACCAGUUACAAGGAAGUUUUAUACAUUACAGACAUGGGGAUGAAUGUUGUUCAGUCGUAUACUAUAGCUUACCAUGUAAACGUUGUUGUGUGGUGAAACUAGUGAAUAUCGUGCAUUUGUCUUUAUCAUAUUGCUGAAUUUCAUCUGCGAUUGUAACGUACUACUUUACAGUGUAACGUAUGUAACAUAACUCUUCAAUGUAUGCGAAAACAGUACGACUAGGAGUUACAUUUAUAGUGUGGCUGUCACGUACCAAAAAUUUUCCAUCUAUAACUUUAGUCUUUAGAAAUUGCAAUGCAAUUACUAUGAAUUAGAAACUGUGUAGAAAUAACAGUAACUUUUUUUUCUAUGAAUAUCUAUGAAAACAUGACUAGAAAUUGCAGUUAUAAUUUAUUUAGGGAUAACAUAUCUGAUAUAACAAUAACACCAUGACUUGAAAUCACGAUUACAGCAUGACAAGGGAUUACAAAAUGUGUCAGUUAUUUUUGCAAAUAAAACAUGACCUGAAAUUACAAUUAUAAAAGAUAAAGCAAUUACAAUAACAGCAUGGCUAGAAAUUACAAGUACAACAUGACAAGGAUAUCAGUCGUGAUUUCAUGACAAAAGUUUCGUUUAUGGUCAAUGAUUAUAAAAAUCAUUUUUUUUCGAAUCUCAGCUCAUAUCAUCUUUUCAUUAUGUAACUUUAGUUUCGCUUAUUAUUCAUACCUCAGUCCUUAUCAUUACUGAGGUGUACUAGUAUAUUUUCUUAUUUAAGAUUUGAAUCUUUUUGAUACUUGAAUCUAUAUGAUAAUUUUAAGGCGAAAAGAUGAGGGCGAACGGCAAACAUGAUUUUUGGAAGCAAUGAAAUUUGACUGCGGUCUACAGUCCAAAAGCCCUGACUUGAAGACCAUACACUAUUCAAGCGUAAUGAACGUGCUAUUUAUAUUCUUUUUAGCGAUAUCGGUAAACUUCUACAUUAUAGAUGUAUGUUAUGUGAUUAGAUACAUUGUCAAACGCGUGUGUGGUUUAUUUGUUACGUAAGUUACAGGCAUGGUAAUAACACGAUUUAUACAUGUAUGUUUUAACUCUUACCCUGCUAAAUUUUUAUAAUGAACUUCUAUCAAUUUGGACAGUGCCAUUACCUGUUAAAAGGGGUGCCUACCAAAAAGAUACUGACUGAAUGACGAACAGUGCAGAUCUUGACCAGACUGCACGGAUGUGCAGGCUGAUCAUGAUCUACACUGGUCGCAAAGGCAGAAAUCAAUCGUGUCCAGCAUGAUAGGAAUUAAAACUGUAAAAAAAAUGAGACUUUAACCGUAUUAAAACAUCCUUGAGUUGACCUUGUACUUUCUCUUUUUUUAUCAUAUUAAUGUUACUAUCAUUGUAUCAUUACAUAUCAAAACCAUAUCCAUCGAGGGAUGUCAUGUAGUUUUAAAUAUUGUUUAAAACACAUCUCCAUACAGUGUUGAUCAAGUAGUUUCUAUUCAAACCAUUUUACAUUACUUUGAUAUUUCUAACUUUAAACUUUUAUCUUAACGGUUACACUUGAAAAGUUCUUAAAUAAAUUCACUCAUAUCACCAUGCAUAUCAAAUGCAUUUAAAUUAUAACCAGCGAACGAGUACCUCCUGAUAUUUUUGUGUGAUAUUUAUGUAGUUUUGAAUUAUCUUUCAUAAAAUCGCUUUAUUAAUAUUAAAUUACACAUAUAUUAAUAGACAACAAAUUAUUUUGGUACUUAGAAGGAGCACGCCUGCAGUCAUUUUGUGUUGAUAGCAUGACUUGACUUAAUCUUAUAAUUAGAUCGUUUUUGGCUAUUUUUUUUUCUCCAUUUGUGCACAUACAUGUAUUUGAUGACGUCAAACGAAUUUCAUGAAUAGUACAUGCAUUUCUCUAUUAAUGCUCUGUUGCUAUUGAUUUUAGAUUAAUUUUGUACUUUAUAAAACAACAAGAAAUCCUUGUAAGAAACAUUACUAAAGUAGUUUAUGAAGGAAUUGAUCCAAACAUUAUACUUAACACACUGUUACGGAAAUUACAGAUAUUUACGUUGUUAUUUCAACUUUUCUGACUGUUACGGACAUUACACAAAUCUAUACUGUAACACAGAUGAGAAGCUAUAUAUGUAAGUUAUAUUUAAAUCAUAUGACAUUGUUAUUGUUGACAUUGGUUGUUUUUACGUUUUUGUUUUAUCUAUUCAACGCAUUGCAAUAUCAUUACAAUUCCAUUUUUAACUGUACAUAGAUCCGCAUACAAUGUUACAUAGUCUAAGUCGAUGGGUUCAAGCGAAAAUAUUCUAUCAGCCUCUUCAUUUACGUGCAAAUAAAAUUUUUUCGCUUAAAUCCUUCAAAGGUAUAUGCAUAUUGUAUUGUAUUGUACAGUGUCAUCGUGUAUGCCAAAGAUAAUAUUUAUUGAAUCAAGAUGUAUAUAUUAAUUGUCCCCAAAGUGUACUUAUUUAAGCACGAAAAAGCGCACUGGUCGCCUAAAUGAAAUAAAUUGUUACUUUAAUAUUUAUAA
Messenger RNA from Mercenaria mercenaria, 7103 nucleotides. RefSeq names its product fibroblast growth factor 18-like. NCBI's taxonomy places the organism in Eukaryota, Metazoa, Mollusca, Bivalvia, Venerida, Veneridae. Gene Ontology annotation, cellular component: cytoplasm. Gene Ontology annotation, molecular function: type 2 fibroblast growth factor receptor binding; type 1 fibroblast growth factor receptor binding; growth factor activity. Bases 1135 to 1911 code for a protein of 258 amino acids. Gene Ontology annotation, biological process: fibroblast growth factor receptor signaling pathway; cell differentiation; animal organ morphogenesis. The transcript is spliced from 5 exons. The record is from RefSeq and is a predicted model, not a curated record.